GAGGAGGAGUCAAACAUACUACUGCCUUCUUUGAAAGACGCGCUCUCCGAGAUCCAACAGUGUAACCAUAGGUCUGUAGUAAUCUGGGGCCAUGGCGAUGACGUCCAGGUACCACACCAAAAGCAAACCUCCUCCCAGCUGCUGCGUUUUCUCAAAGAAAAGGCUAAAAACAACGGUUCACUUGAGGUCACUGUUUUUGCAUGUGCUAAAAGCAAACACAUGGCAAACAAUUCAGAUUCUCCCACGCGGCCUUCACCUACUAUCAAAACAAGAAGCGACCAAGUCGAACAUGUUUUGACAGAUGAGCGAGCUCCUGAAACGUUGCACGCAAACGUUCACCAAGCUCCAGUUUUCAGAGUGAAAAGAGUCGACUCGCACAGAUCUUUGAUCUACAGCUGUGUAAUCGCUACAGAAACGGAAUUAUGGGACGUGGGAGACAUCUUCACAGAUGCUUUUCUGAAGGACUCUGUUCAUUUUAGUACUUUGGAAAGUGAAAAAUGCCAAACUGCGUUAGCUGAGUUGGAUAAGUCUGAACCUUUAACAUUAAAACCCCAAACUCUGCAGUCCACUCAGCCAGGACUGGAGAACUGCUCGAGGGACUCGGAUAGGCUGGCAGAUAAAUCGGUAGACAUUCCUGAAUUUGAAAUCCGGAAGUUUGAAGAGUCUGAAGUGGUUGUGUCUCAUGUUGUCAGUCCUAGUGACUUCUACAUCCAACUUGCUGACUCCCCUAAGAAACUGGAGGCUCUUUUUACAGACCAAGCAGCCAGUCGUUCAUAUGCUGAACAAAAAUGCAUUCCAGACAUUGGAGCCCAGGUCAUCUGCUGGUUUCCUAAAAAUGAGCAGUGGUGUCGAGCUCAGGUGGUGAGGAUCUCCGGAGUGAGUAGAAAUGGGGCUGGCAGAAAUCCAUCCAUAAAUGUGGAGGUGAAACGGUUGGACUAUGGUGACACUUCCUGUGUGCCGCUCUGUCAUAUUAAGCAGCUCUCUCCAGAAAUGGCUGUGCUGCCACUUCAGGCUCUGCAGGUUUCUCUGGCUCAUGUGAGGCCAGUUAAUGGCAGAGAUUGGACCGAGGAGGCGGUAGAUUGGUUCAAAGCGAUGGUGCAUGGCAGGACGCUCUAUGCAAGACUUUACCCACAGGGGCUCGCUGUUUCAGUCGAGCUGUUCCUGGAAAGAGGAAAACUUGGAGCUAUGAGGAGGGGUGCAUCUCUUUCUCAAAGAUUAGCUCACAAUGGACAUGCAAAGCAUAAACUGAAGAACAACGGUGUAGUGAGAAAGAGUGCUGUUCAGCUGGGAAAAAAGGAGCAAGAGUCUCAAUGGGAGAAAUAUCUUAUAUCAUGCUACUCUCAAAACAAGAAGUGAGCUCUGCAAGCUGUACAUGGCCGAGUCUGUACAGUAAAGUAGUGGAAUAAAUCAUUUACAGUCGGUCAUGUAGCAAAGAGACACUUUUAAUCCACUUUGUCUGCAACUUUUUGGUUUUGAUCGACCAUAUCUGCCCUUAAACCUAUUUUAACUUGGGGCUCAACCCUUUUUUGGUUUUUGUUACUAUGUUUAAAAGUUGGUAGAAUAACAUAUAGAAGUGUGAUUAGUCUUUAAAUUUAAGAUAUGCUUUGUUUAUAAAUGUCAUUGCUGUCUUUAAAUUAUAUAUUUUCUUCUGUACAUUUAGUUUAUUUGGUUUUGUAAAGACUCUUCUGCAAGUGUAAUAUUUUAUAUAUUAAUUCUGUAUUUCCUUUCUUGCUUCUUGAAAUGGGGCGCCUUCCCAGAUAUUCCCACCAUCUCGUCUGCCUUUUUAAAUUGGUAGUAUGGAUCUGAUUAAGCUGUAAAAGGAGUAAAAUUCGAAACUAACUUAUUUUUGUUACUGCAUGAGUGCUUCGAAAAAGUUUUUUGUUUGUUUUGAACUUAAAAGUUAAAGUUCUAAAAGUAUAGACCCAGCUUUAAAAGUUUUAAACUUUCCAUGUAAAUGUUCUUAAAACCCAAUUCAUCAUAAAAAUGUGCGUUCCCUUUCUCCAACUCUGACCAAUCAGUACAGGUACGCAUAUAUUGGAGGGACUAACAGAUUGACUAAUGUGGGGAACUGAAGCUCGAUCUUAUUUCUUUCAAGAAAUUUCUCACUUCAUAUGAAAGUAAUUUACUUUAUGAAAUAAGAAGCUGCAGAGUAUAUGAAUCUGCGCUGCUGA
Messenger RNA from Cyprinodon variegatus (sheepshead minnow), 2171 nucleotides. RefSeq names its product tudor domain-containing protein 7B-like. The record is from RefSeq and is a predicted model, not a curated record. The coding region runs from base 220 to 1356 and encodes 378 amino acids. The transcript has 6 exons. NCBI's taxonomy places the organism in Eukaryota, Metazoa, Chordata, Actinopteri, Cyprinodontiformes, Cyprinodontidae.